AUGGCAACUCCGCAGGUGCGACAGAUAGUAUAUAGGACACGGACCAAGUCGGGAUGUCUGACAUGCAAGAAGCGACGCAUUAAAUGCGACGAGACCAGACCGAGCUGCUUGAGAUGUACUUCCACCGGUCGCAAGUGUGACGGCUACCAUACAAUCUCCCCGUCCUCGAUGGGCCUUUCUCUUCCGCGGCCUUCUCUAUCUCCUGUAGCCUUUAAGUAUGCGAGAAGCGAGCGCGAAAUUCGAUCUUUCCAGUUCUUCUGCGAGAGGACCGUAUUCUCCUUAGCGGGCUACUGCGGAUCGGAACUCUGGAGUCGGUCAGUGUUGCAGGUCAGUCAGCACGAGAAGCCUAUUUGGCACGCGCUGGUCGCCCUCGGUGCCUUACAUGAGAACUUUGAGAAUGACCGGCAGAUUCCCGGCUUUUGGUUCAGUCGUGAGGGGCACGAUACAUUUGCAGUGAAGGAGUACCUAGCGGCGAUCAGAGCUCUCUUAGGUCCCUCAGAUUCGGGCAGCAGCCCACACCUCCAUGUUGGUGGCAGCCACGAUAGGAGGCUCACCGUGGAUGUGUGUUUGAUUUCAUGCGUUCUUUUUAUUUGCUAUGAGAUCAUGUCCAGCCAUUACAUCGCCGCGGUCAAUCAUAUUCGCAAUGGGGUCAGGAUACUCGGGCAGGUCACCUAUGAUCCAAGGACCGGAACGUAUCAUCAUCCUUUUCUGAAGCCGUCUACCGUGCCGAGUCUUGAGAUUGAGAACCUGCGGAUGCUCCUCGUUAGAUUGCAUGGACAGGCCUUCACCUUGACACGAGCCGAGGAGGAUAAUCCGUCUUUCACCUCACCGCAGUUAACAGGAUACGGAUCUGUCGACAUCCCACAGUGCUUUUCCUCCCUUGCAGAGGCCCGCGAUGUAUAUGAGCAUUACGACGGCAUGUUUAGGCGCGAAUAUCAUCUUAUGGUCAAUGUUAUGGCGAGAUUUGGCACGGUGGAUGAGCCUGAAACCUUGGUACAGCGCUAUACGGGCAUACUGCAGAAGUGGUCCGGGGCCUUGGACUGCUUCGAACACGUUCGUGGUCCUUCAUUGACAGUGAGGGAGCAAGCGGGCUUGAAGAUAUUGCAGAUCCAUCGUCUCAGGCACAAUCUGUUAUUAGAGCAGUAUAUGUCUGGCUCGUCGGAGUCGACCGUCUGGGAUAGAUACAAUGCGAUCUUCAGGGAGAUCACCGCUUUGGCUGCCUCCGUCGUGGAACUUACGAGCAGUGUUGGUUCUCCACCUAUCUCACCAGCCCAGUCAAUCGGCUCUUUAUGGGACCAGCCGCGACUGAGUCCUUGUUUCUCACUCGACUUGGGCAUCAUCAGUCCCCUCUAUGAUGUCGCUACUCUCUGUCGUGACCCGGUGAUCCGCCGUGGGGCCGUGGGUGUUUUGCGGUCGGCAUCCCGCCAGGAAGGCGUCUUCAAUAGCCAUGUUUGCGCAGUUGUUGCGGAGAAGGUCAUUUCUCUGGAGGAGAAGGUCGCUCUUGAGGGCGGCUUGGAUUAUGGUCGCGAUUCUGCCACUCUUGUGGAGCUUAUUUCAGAUCCCGGCGUCGGUCAGCAGGGGCUUAUCUCCCGGUGCUCGGAAGUGCCUGGAUAUGCACGACUAACAUAUGCAUAUCCAGAAUUUGAUACUGCUGGGAGGCGGGUCUUCUUGACAAUUGGUCAGGAUAUCGGUGUGCAUGCCAAUAUUCCGUUGCGGGCUAUGACGGCGAUAUUGAACACCGAAGGUCGUUGGUCCGGUGAAGAUAUAUAG
Messenger RNA from Aspergillus uvarum CBS 121591, 1770 nucleotides. Its product is annotated as Zn(II)2Cys6 transcription factor domain-containing protein. Gene Ontology annotation, biological process: regulation of DNA-templated transcription. Gene Ontology annotation, molecular function: DNA-binding transcription factor activity, RNA polymerase II-specific; zinc ion binding. The record is from RefSeq and is a predicted model, not a curated record. Lineage: Eukaryota; Fungi; Ascomycota; Eurotiomycetes; Eurotiales; Aspergillaceae. The transcript has 5 exons. Bases 1 to 1770 code for a protein of 589 amino acids.